AUGUUUAACAAAAGUUCGUACAGUAAAGUGAAAUUUCAAGAUCAACAACUUGAUGAUUAUGUUCUUGAGAACUCUGUAUUAAAAAGCAAAUUACAAAGUAAAAUAGAUGCUCUGUCAAUAAUGAGUAGAGAACUAGACAAAAGUAGUAUGGAAAGAGAUAGAUAUAAAUUAUUAGUUGAACAACUUACGUCCAAGAGGGCAGCCCCUUUAAAGUCUAGUCCAGCUUACAGUAACACUGCAUAUAGAUUGACCCCCACAAAUACUAUCAGUGGUGUUGAGAUGCUAGCUAAGACUCAAGAACACAACAACAUGUUGAAACUAGAAGUUGAAUCCCUUAAAAGUAAGUUAGAGGAAGCUACUGGUGAUAUCUUAGCUCUAAGGAAGCAAUUGCAGAAGAAGGAAUCUGGUCUUGCAGAGGUAGAUGGAAAUAACAAAAUAUAUGGUAUAUUCACCUAUUCCAAUAAGGAUUAUGAGCAACUUGUUAGUGAACUAGAGAAAAUUCAUAAAAAGUAUCGACAAAUACAGUUAGAUUAUAGAGCUACAUUAGAUGAAAAAGAGGAAUUGAUAUCUGACAGAGACUAUUACAAAACCAAAGUGCAGAGAUUAAAUCAACAAAUUAGCUAUAUUUUAACCAAUAGAGUACAAGUUCAAGAUGGAAAAGAUAUCAAUCUGCCAAAACCUAUUGUUGACCUUGAUGCUUUAGUAACUGAAAAUAAAUAUUUACAUGAAAGAAUAACACAACUACAAAUUGAAAAAGAAAUCGUUAAACGUACAUUAACAAAAUAUAAGACACUUUUGGACAAUAGAAAUAAAAAUAAUUUUUCGCACAUUAAGAAAGGAUUUGCAGAUGUUAUGACCCAAAAGCAAGUGCGUGAAUUCCUGGAUAACAUUAAUUCUAAGAAUAGCAUGAAACAAGCUUCUGCUAGCGAAUUAAAGUCUUUGUGUCUUGGGUUGUUUGAAGCAUUGAAUGACAAGUCUAUUGCACUUCAACAUCAGAGGAAGACUAAUCAGAUUCUAGCAAACAGAAUAGCUGAACUUGAAAAAACAUUAGAAAGUUGGUGCAAUGGUCAGAAGUAUAUUCCAAUAUUUCCAUCAGAAAUGUUAAUGGAUGAGUUUCUGACUGAUUCGGAGAAAUCUGUUCAGUCAAAUGAAUCGAAAGAAAAAGAAAAGUCUCAUGAAAAUAAUGAACAUAACAAGUGCAAGUAUUCUGACAGUGAUGAUGAAAUGAAUAAAGAAAAUAGUGAUGGCUCUUCUGUGGGCUUUAGAAACAGUUAUGGCAAUGAUGAUGAUGGCCAACAAAAUGGGGAAAAUCAAAGCAUGUCUAAAACAGUCCUGCCCCAAGAACUAGAAGAACUAGUGAAAGAAGCUCUCGCUCAGUUAAAAAUGUCAGAGUUGAACUAA
This is a messenger RNA of Arctia plantaginis, 1401 nucleotides long. The record is from the annotation of a GenBank genome assembly. NCBI's taxonomy places the organism in Eukaryota, Metazoa, Arthropoda, Insecta, Lepidoptera, Erebidae.